This is a messenger RNA of Chinchilla lanigera (long-tailed chinchilla), 6504 nucleotides long. RefSeq names its product sodium channel, voltage gated, type IX alpha subunit (gene Scn9a). Gene Ontology annotation, biological process: membrane depolarization during action potential; neuronal action potential; sodium ion transmembrane transport. The transcript is spliced from 27 exons. The record is from RefSeq and is a predicted model, not a curated record. Gene Ontology annotation, molecular function: protein binding; voltage-gated sodium channel activity. The coding region runs from base 130 to 6099 and encodes 1989 amino acids. Lineage: Eukaryota; Metazoa; Chordata; Mammalia; Rodentia; Chinchillidae. Gene Ontology annotation, cellular component: voltage-gated sodium channel complex; plasma membrane; axon.
CCCCGCGCCCGGGCGCUGUGUCCUGGGGUCGGAUCCUGCAGGUGCCCUGGGUGGGCACGGUCGGUGGGCAAGGUCGCAGGCCUCUUAUGUAAGGAGCUAAAAAGGAGAUAAAAUAUACAGGAUGAAAAGAUGGCAACAUUGCCUCCCCCAGGACCUCAGAGCUUUGUCCGCUUCACAAAACAGUCUCUUGCCCACAUUGAGCAGCGCAUCGCUGAAAGAAAAGCACAAGAACCCAAAGAAGAAAAGAAAGAUGAUGAAGAAGAAGGCCCAAAGCCCAGCAGCGACUUGGAGGCUGGCAAACAGUUACCGUUCAUCUACGGAGACAUUCCUCCAGGCAUGGUGUCAGAGGCCCUGGAGGACCUGGACCCCUACUAUGCAGACAAAAAAACUUUUAUAGUACUGAACAAAGGGAAAGCGAUCUUCCGUUUCAAUGCCACACCUGCUCUGUACAUAUUAUCUCCUUUCAGUCCGCUAAGAAGAAUUUCUAUUAAGAUUUUAGUACACUCCUUGUUCAGCAUGCUUAUCAUGUGCACCAUUCUGACAAACUGCAUAUUUAUGACCAUGAAGAGCCCUCCAGAAUGGACCAAAAAUGUAGAGUACACUUUUACUGGAAUAUACACUUUUGAAUCACUUAUAAAAAUCCUUGCAAGAGGCUUCUGUGUUGGAGAAUUCACUUUCCUUAGGGAUCCAUGGAACUGGCUGGAUUUUAUCGUGAUUGUUUUUGCGUAUUUAACAGAAUUUGUAAACCUAGGCAAUGUUUCAGCUCUUCGAACUUUCAGAGUCUUGAGAGCUUUGAAAACUAUUUCUGUAAUUCCAGGCCUGAAGACCAUUGUGGGGGCGCUGAUCCAGUCGGUGAAGAAGCUGUCAGAUGUCAUGAUCCUGACUGUGUUCUGUCUGAGCGUGUUUGCACUCAUAGGACUGCAGCUCUUCAUGGGCAACCUGAAGCAGAAAUGUUUGCAGGACGAAAUUGCAAAGAAUGGAACAGCUAUGAUCAUGCUGAAUACCUCUAACAAUGAAGAAGAAUUGAAAAAAUAUGUUUAUUACUUGGAGGGAUCCAAAGAUGCUCUCCUUUGUGGUUUCAGCACAGAUUCAGGUCAGUGUCCAGAAGGGUUCACCUGUGUGAAGAUUGGCAGAAACCCUGAUUAUGGCUACACAAGCUUUGACACUUUCGGCUGGGCCUUCUUAGCCUUGUUUAGGCUAAUGACACAAGAUUACUGGGAAAACCUUUACCAACAGACACUGCGUGCUGCUGGCAAAACCUACAUGAUCUUCUUUGUAGUCGUGAUUUUCCUGGGCUCCUUUUAUCUAAUCAACUUGAUCCUGGCUGUGGUUGCCAUGGCCUAUGAAGAACAGAACCAGGCAAACAUUGAAGAAGCUAAACAGAAGGAAUUGGAAUUUAAACAGAUGUUAGAUCAGCUCAAAAAAGAACAAGAAGAAGCUGAGGCAAUAGCAGCGGCGGCGGCAGCGGCUGAAUACACAAGUAUGAGACGAAGCCAAAUCCUGGGCCUCUCAGAGAGCUCCUCAGAAACGUCCAAGCUGAGUUCGAAAAGUGCUAAGGAAAGAAGAAACAGAAGAAAGAAAAAGAAUCAGAAGAAACUUUCCAGUGGAGAGGAGAAGGGAGACGAUGAGAAGUUGUCCAAGUCGGAAUCAGAAGAGAGCAUCCGAAGGAAAAGCUUCUUUCUCGGUGUUGAAGGGCACAGACAGGCUCGCGAGAAGAGACUCUCCACCCCUAACCAGUCACCACUCAGCAUUCGUGGCUCCCUGUUUUCCGCAAGGCGCAGCAGCAGGACAAGUCUUUUCAGUUUCAAGGGCCGAGGAAAAGACAUAGGAUCUGAGACUGAAUUUGCUGAUGACGAGCACAGCAUUUUUGGAGACAGUGAGAGCAGACGGGGCUCACUCUUCCUGCCCCCCAGAUUCCGGGAGCGGCGCAGCAGUAACAUCAGCCAAGCCAGUAGGUCCCCCCCAAUGCUGCCAGUGAACGGGAAGAUGCACAGUGCCGUGGACUGCAAUGGUGUGGUUUCCCUGGUUGAUGGACCCUCAGCCCUCAUGCUUCCCAAUGGACAGCUUCUGCCAGAGGUGAUAAUAGAUAAGGCAACUUCUGAUGAGAGCGGUACAACCCUUCAAAUACGCAAAAAAAGACGUUCCAGUUCUUAUUUUCUUUCGGAAGAUAUGCUGAAUGAUCCCCACGUCCGUCAAAGGGCAAUGAGCAGAGCAAGCAUCCUCUCAAACACGGUAGAAGAACUUGAAGAGUCCAGACAAAAAUGUCCACGUUGGUGGUACAAAUUUGCACACACAUUUUUGAUCUGGAAUUGCUCUCCAUAUUGGAUAAAAUUCAAAAAGUUUAUCUAUUUUAUUGUAAUGGAUCCUUUUGUAGAUCUUGCAAUUACCAUUUGCAUAGUUUUAAACACAUUAUUUAUGGCUAUGGAACAUCAUCCAAUGACUGAUGAAUUCAAAAAUGUACUUGCUGUGGGAAAUUUGGUCUUUACUGGAAUCUUUGCAGCUGAAAUGGUUUUGAAAUUAAUUGCCAUGGAUCCAUAUAAGUAUUUCCAAGUAGGCUGGAAUAUUUUUGACAGCCUUAUUGUGACUUUAAGUUUGGUAGAACUUUUUCUAGCAGAUGUGGAAGGAUUGUCAGUUCUGAGAUCAUUUAGGCUGCUCCGAGUCUUCAAAUUGGCAAAAUCCUGGCCCACAUUGAACACGCUGAUAAAGAUCAUUGGCAAUUCCGUGGGGGCUCUGGGGAACCUCACCUUGGUGUUGGCCAUCAUCGUCUUCAUCUUUGCCGUGGUCGGCAUGCAGCUCUUUGGCAAGAGCUACAAAGAGUGUGUCUGCAAGAUCAACGAGGACUGUACGCUCCCACGCUGGCACAUGAACGACUUCUUCCACUCCUUCCUGAUCGUGUUCCGCGUGCUGUGUGGAGAGUGGAUAGAGACCAUGUGGGACUGCAUGGAGGUCGCUGGCCAAGCCAUGUGCCUUAUUGUUUACAUGAUGGUCAUGGUCAUUGGAAACCUAGUGGUCCUCAACUUGUUCCUUGCUUUGUUAUUGAGUUCAUUUAGUUCUGACAAUCUAACAGCAAUCGAAGAAGACCCCGAUGCAAACAACCUCCAGAUUGCCGUGGCCAGAAUUAAAAAGGGAAUAGAUUAUGUGAAACAGAUCGCACGUGAGUUUAUUCUAAAAGCAUUUUCAAAAAAGCCAAAGGUUUCCCAGGAGAUAAGACAAACAGAAGAUCUAAACAGCAAAAAGGCAAACUAUAUCUCUAGCCGUACGCUUGCUGAAAUGAGCAAAGAUCACAUUUUCCAGAAGGAAAACGAAAAAAGCAGCAUCUUUGGAAGCAGCAUGGACAGAAACUUGAUGGAAGAAAGUGAUUAUCAAUCAUUUAUUCAUAAUCCCAGCCUCACAGUGACCGUACCAAUUGCACCUGGGGAAUCUGAUUUGGAAAAUAUGAAUACUGAGGAACUUAGUAGCGAUUCUGACAGCGACUAUAGCAAAGAGAGAUUGCACCGAUCAAGCUCCUCUGAGUGCAGCACAGUUGUUAACCCUGUGCCUGGAGAAGAAGAAGCAGAGUCUGAACCCACGAAUUCAGACGAACCAGAAGCCUGCUUUACAGAUGGAUGUGUUCGGAGAUUCCCAUGCUGCCAGGUUGACAUAGAGUCGGGGAAAGGAAAGAUCUGGUGGAACAUCAGAAAAACCUGCUACAGGAUAGUUGAACACAGUUGGUUUGAAAGUUUCAUUGUUCUAAUGAUCCUGCUCAGCAGUGGAGCUCUGGCUUUUGAAGAUAUAUAUAUUGAAAAAAAACGAACCAUUAAGACUAUCCUGGAGUAUGCUGACAAGAUAUUCACCUACAUCUUCAUUCUGGAAAUGCUUUUAAAAUGGGUGGCAUAUGGGUAUAAAAUAUAUUUCACCAAUGCAUGGUGUUGGCUAGAUUUCUUAAUUGUUGAUGUUUCUUUAGUUACUUUAGUUGCUUCCACUCUCGGCUACUCAGAACUUGGGCCCAUUAGAUCUCUUCGAACACUUAGAGCAUUACGACCUCUAAGAGCCUUAUCGAGAUUUGAAGGAAUGAGGGUGGUUGUGAAUGCGCUCAUUGGUGCGAUUCCUUCCAUCAUGAAUGUGCUCCUUGUAUGUCUCAUAUUCUGGCUAAUAUUUAGCAUCAUGGGUGUGAAUUUGUUUGCUGGCAAGUUCUAUGAGUGUGUUAACACCACAGAUGGGUCACGGUUUCUGGAAACUAAAGUUCAGAAUCGUUCUGAGUGCUUUGCCCUUAUGAAUGGUACUACUGAUGUGCGCUGGAAAAACCUGAAAGUGAACUUUGAUAAUGUUGGACUCGGUUACCUGUCUUUGCUUCAAGUUGCAACAUUUAAGGGAUGGAUGGAUAUUAUGUAUGCAGCAGUUGAUUCUGUCAAUGUAAACCAGCAGCCCAAAUAUGAAUACAACCUCUACAUGUAUAUUUAUUUUGUCAUCUUUAUCAUCUUUGGAUCAUUCUUCACUCUGAAUUUAUUCAUUGGUGUCAUCAUAGAUAACUUCAACCAACAAAAAAAGAAGCUUGGAGGUCAAGAUAUCUUCAUGACAGAAGAACAAAAAAAAUACUAUAAUGCAAUGAAAAAGCUGGGGUCCAAGAAACCACAAAAGCCAAUUCCCCGGCCAGGGAACAAGUUCCAAGGAUGUAUAUUUGACCUCGUAACAAACCAAGCCUUUGACAUCACCAUUAUGGUUCUUAUCUGUCUCAAUAUGGUAACCAUGAUGGCAGAAAAAGAGGGACAGGAUUCGAGCACAGUGGAAGUUCUGUACUGGAUAAAUGUUGUGUUCGUUGUCCUGUUCACUGGAGAAUGUGUGCUGAAACUCAUCUCCCUCCGACACUACUACUUCACAGUGGGAUGGAACAUUUUUGAUUUUGUGGUUGUGAUUCUCUCCAUUGUAGGCAUGUUUCUUGCGGACCUGAUAGAGAAGUACUUUGUGUCCCCUACCCUGUUCCGAGUGAUUCGUCUUGCCAGGAUUGGCAGAAUCCUUCGUCUGAUCAAAGGAGCAAAGGGGAUCCGCACGCUGCUCUUUGCUUUGAUGAUGUCCCUUCCUGCCUUGUUUAACAUCGGCCUCCUGCUCUUCCUGGUCAUGUUCAUCUACGCCAUCUUUGGAAUGUCCAACUUUGCCUAUGUUAAAAAGGAAGCUGGAAUUAAUGACAUGUUCAACUUUGAGACCUUUGGCAAUAGCAUGAUCUGCCUGUUCCAAAUCACCACCUCUGCUGGCUGGGAUGGACUACUGGCACCUAUUCUCAACAGUGGACCUCCAGACUGUGACCCCCACAAAGUUCAUCCAGGAAGUUCAACUGAAGGAGACUGUGGGAACCCAUCUGUUGGGAUUUUCUAUUUUGUCAGUUACAUCAUCAUUUCCUUUCUGGUCGUGGUGAACAUGUAUAUCGCUGUCAUCCUUGAGAACUUCAGCGUUGCCACUGAAGAGAGUACUGAACCCCUGAGUGAGGAUGACUUUGAGAUGUUCUACGAAGUUUGGGAGAAGUUUGACCCUGAUGCAACUCAGUUCAUAGAAUACAGCAAGCUCUCCGAUUUUGCAGCUGCCCUGGAUCCCCCUCUCCUCAUAGCAAAACCAAACAAAGUGCAGCUCAUUGCCAUGGACCUGCCCAUGGUCAGUGGAGACCGGAUCCACUGCCUGGACAUCUUAUUCGCCUUUACAAAGCGGGUUUUGGGUGAAGGCGGGGAGAUGGAUUCUCUCCGUUCACAGAUGGAAGAAAGGUUCAUGUCUGCAAAUCCUUCUAAAGUGUCCUAUGAACCUAUCACAACUACACUAAAAAGAAAGCAAGAGGAUGUAUCUGCUGUUGUCAUUCAGCGAGCAUACAGACAUUACCUCUUACGGAAAAAUGUCAAAAAUAUAUCAAGUAUAUACAUAAAAGAUGGAGACAGAGAUGAUGACUUGCCCAAUAAAGAAGAAAUAGUUUUUGACAAUGUUAAUGGGAACUCCAGUCCAGAAAAAACAGAUGCAACUCCAUCUACCAUCUCUCCGCCUUCAUAUGAUAGUGUAACAAAGCCAGAUCAAGAGAAAUAUGAAACAGACAAAACAGAGAAAGAAGACAAAGGGAAAGAUGGCAAGGACAGCAAGAAAUAGAGCUUCAUUUUUUAUAUAUUGUUUACAGCCUGUGACGGUGAUUUAUUUGUGUUAAUGAGACUCUUUUAAGGAGGUCUAUGCCAAACACUUUUUAUCAAAAUAGUCUCAAAGGCAGUGCUGUCAGUAGCUAUGAUUCUCUAUGACAAGUGAGCCCCAUUAGUAGACGGAUAUUUUUACACUGGUAAAUAAUUCUGUAAGAAUUAUAAGAGUAACUCUGUAGGGAUUGUUGAUUGCAGCAAGCAAAGGUGAUUCAAUUUUUUAAUAAAUCAGAAGACCAUGUAGAAAAUUUUCACAUCUGCCUUGUUAUCUUUUGACUAGAUUCAAAUUAUCCAUGUUUUCUAUGUAAUCACAAGGACCCCCUGCACACACUCACACAAGCAUACAUAGGAAAAUAUCUGUUAUUUA